CCUACUGGCCCCCACCUGUCUACUGUUACCCUCCACACACUCUCAUCUUCCUUAUUGCAAUCAACUGUUCUCUCUGCGUCUGCGUAUACUCUACGUAUAAUUAUAUACAUAUAUUGAACAGGUAGGUAUAAAUACAUACAUACAACAAGAGUAGGUGUAUAUAUGCUCUAGUUAAGUGUUUAUAGAGUACUGGGGGAAAAUGUUACUACAGUACUGUGAAUUGAUGGAGAGGAAACUGCGUGGCAACCACAGCCCUCCACCGCCUUACUCCACUUUCUUGAUAUUUUCAGGGCCGGCAAUACGUAUAUAUAUUCAGGCCCACUCUCUCCUCACACCCCAAUUUUCCCAUUUACAAGAUUUUCAUGCUCCCUUACGGAAAAUCUACAAAAAACCGACCUGGAUUUCCUCUCUCUGCAGCUCGAAAUCUCCCGGGAGAUUUCCUUCGAGCAGUAUAUACUGAUUAAUCCCUCCCGUCGUACAAGAAAAGAUCAUGGAUCCCGAUGGCUUUCAAAACCCACCUGGCACGACGACGUUUCCACCUCCCCAAUCCUUUCCUCUGCCUUUGUCGAUGGCGUCCUCAUUUGAAUUCAAAGCCGGCGUUGCGGUGAGUCGAGCAGCAGGCGGGGAGAGUCCGUCGGGUAUGCCGAAGCCUUUGGAGUUCUUGCAUGAGAACCCAAUCCCACCGUUCCUCUCAAAGACGUAUGAUUUGGUGGAUGACGCUUCAUUGGAUUCCAUAAUUUCUUGGGGAGAGAGGGGUGAUAGCUUCGUGGUGUGGGAUCCUGUAGAGUUUGCGAGGAUGAUUUUGCCUAGGAAUUUCAAGCACAACAACUUCUCAAGCUUUGUUCGGCAGCUCAAUACAUAUGGAUUUCGAAAAAUUGAUGCAGACAAGUGGGAGUUCACCAACGAAGGAUUUGUAAAAGGGCAGAGGCAUCUGUUGAAGAAAAUCCAAAGGCGCAAAUCACAUCAGUCUCAGCAGAUUGGGAGCUCCUAUGGAUCACCAAGUGAGACAGGGAAAGCUGCAUUGGGAGGUGAAAUCGAACGUUUGAGGGAAGAGAGAAGUUUCAUGAUGCAGGAGUUGGUCGAAUUGCAUCAGCAGCAGCGUGGUACGGUUCAGCGUAUGGAAGUUGUGAAGGAGAAGCUUGAGGAAGCAGAGAAACGUCAAAAGCUGAUGGUUUCAUUCUUGGCUAAAAUGUUCAAGAACCCUGCAAUUCUAGCUCGGCUUCAGGAGACACGGGAGCAAAAGAGCAUUACUUCCCCAAGAUCAAUGCGGAAAUUUGUAAAACAUCAGACUCAGGAACCAAGCACAUUGAGUUCCCAACUAGAGCCCUGCAGUUCUGCUUUCCCCUCUGCAAUAUCCGAUUCUGGUCCACUUGCACUCAAACAGUUGCCUGACAUCUCGUUGCAAGAUAUAGGGAACAGCCAGGUUUUUGGUGCAGUGAACGUGCUGUCUCCGGUUGAAGAUGAAUUGGCAAUGGUACAUGAAUUCCUUCGUACACAGGAGCAAACACAGUCCAUUGAUCCAAUUCUGACAGGAAAGAGGGCAACAACGCCUCAGCCACAAUCAAGAAACGAGUAUUUCGUCUCUUUUCCAGAGGAUUUCCUGAUGGAGAAUAGUUUUCCUGAAUUCUCAAUAGCAUGGACUGGAAACAUGGCUAUGGAAGAUGUGUGGAACACUGGUUUUGGACCUGGUGCUGGUAUGUCUAGUUCUACAACAAAGUUCUGGAGUAAUCUUGGCAAUUACGACGGGCCAGAGUUAGGUGUCAAUGGUGGGUUGUCGGAUAUUUGUGGCAUAGGUUCACUGCAGCAAGCAGGAAAUUCAGGCAUUGGGGGGUGGACGGAUGAGGACUCUCCUUAGUUAUAAUUAAAGAUCCAAGAGAACCUCCAAGCAGACGAUAGGUUUAGAAAUAUGGAUGCAUAGGGCUUUUCGUUGCUGCUCCUGAAUCAUAGCAUUGCAGGGUUUUGUCCGUAGAGUUGUCCACUGGACUAUGUAUUACUUAUAUAUUUCUGUUGAUAAUAUUAUCGACUUGACUAUGAAGUUCCGUUGUCAAUUCCAAUUCAUUUGAUUGCCUUCAAUUU
Messenger RNA from Sesamum indicum (sesame), 2076 nucleotides. It is a transcript of the gene HSFA3, whose product is annotated as heat shock transcription factor A3. NCBI's taxonomy places the organism in Eukaryota, Viridiplantae, Streptophyta, Magnoliopsida, Lamiales, Pedaliaceae. The record is from RefSeq and is a predicted model, not a curated record. Gene Ontology annotation, biological process: cellular response to heat; regulation of transcription by RNA polymerase II. Gene Ontology annotation, molecular function: RNA polymerase II cis-regulatory region sequence-specific DNA binding; DNA-binding transcription factor activity. Gene Ontology annotation, cellular component: nucleus.